AAAAUGGAUUAGACUGCAGAGGCGACAAAGUUAUGCAAGCGUAUUGUCUUGCCACCGCGGGACGACAAGUGCGGUGUUUGACUUGCAAUGGACAUAAUCUUGUCAACCUGGGAGAAACUUCUGUUUGAAUAUCUGUCUGCGUGCCUGCCAUGAUAAUCUGUUGAAAUGCUCAGCCCACCGCAAAGCGCCGGAAAACCGGCUGAUGUCAUUUGUCUCUGCGUUGGAGGACGCUUGUUCGUGACUCGUCGAGCAACUCUUUAUCGACUUCCGGACAGUCGAUUGUACUUGAUUGCCACACAAGGAUCCAGCUGCCCAUCACCGACUAACUACGGCUCUUUCAGCAGUUACGCCAAAUCCUGCUCGCCAUCCCCAAACCCGUUUCAGAAUACGUACUCUACUGAACGGGCAGUGGUUGGAGGGGCAACACUACUGCCUGAAAAUAUUUCCGUAAUGCUCGCGGGAAAUAUGAACCUGAAAUCGGCCUCCACCCUUUGUCGAAAUCGUGCCUCUGUUGUCCCUGGACUUUCUCUACAACCUCCAAGUCCUUCGGGGAAGGAUUGCAAUUGCUCAACAACUUUGUCUACACCUGGUACUCCUCAAUUGCUAGGUUCCACGGCAACAAUUGCAAACUAUGCUCCGCCUGUUCCUCCGAUAGUGUAUUUUUACGACAGAGAUCCGGAGAUAUUUAGAUUCGUUCUGGAUUAUUAUAGAACCGGAGAACUUCACCUACCAUCAAGCAUUUGUGGCCCAUUUGUGCGGAAGGAACUCAUUUUCUGGGGAAUCGAUGAAUCGCUUAUAGGACCGUGCUGCAUGCCAGCUUACAUGCGCUAUGAUGAGGAAAAACGGACAAAAAACACUCUCUUCCGGGACUGCUUUGAGGAUAUUGACUCGAUGCAAAAUUUGGUCAAGUACUCAAGGGGGUGGAAAAAGUGGCGUUACCAGAUGUGGCUGUUUAUGGAUCAUCCGAGUUCCUCACUUCCUGCGAAGAUUUGGGCCUCUUGCCUCCUCGUGCUAAUGAUUGCAUCAGUUAUGUGCUACUGCCUGUCAACCCACGAAGUAUUUCGAAUGCCUUCUGCAGUUUCUUUAGAAAACAACACAUUUGGACAGCGCUCAUCAUCGUUCACAAGGAAUAACUUGGCCACUUCAUUAACUACUUUGCAGCAAUAUCCGACAGCUCAAAUAGUACACCCUGGUGACUUACAAAUGUCGAAUAACGCCAACAAUAUUUCACUCCUGCCCACAAUUUUGGAGUUAAAACGGGUUGGAUCCAACUAUUCAGCACUCGAGAAUGAGUCCUCUCCACUCGCAAACAUUUGUGACGUUCCCGUAUCCGAAAUGAACCCGAAAUUGCUAAGAGACUGCUCUACUGAGCCCACUAAGGGCUUACUUCUAGCGGAUAUGACUCUUAACUGCUUAUUCACCGCGGAAUUUAUGCUCAAAGUACUACUUGCGCCAGACAAACCAAAAUUUUUAUCUUCCAUAGUGUCAUUGUUAGAUAUUAUUAUUUUGAGUAGUUAUUGGGUGUACAUGGCAUUGUUUCACUACAACUAUUAUUAUCCCAAGUUGGGGAUAAGAAACAACACCGAGUUGCGUAACCAGUUGUCUGGCCAGCUUUGGUUAAUGAACAUACUAUCAAUGACACAAGCGAUGCGCAUUUUACGGAUUUUUAAAAUCUCCAAAAUUUCCCGCAUUCUUCGGGUGCUCAUUCUGACUGUGAAAAAGAGCAUUCCAGAAUUAGUACUUCUGGGGUUUCUUCUAAUGAAUGGAAUGUUUCUUUUUUCUUCCCUUAUGUACAUGGCCGAGUAUCGUGUGGGUGACACAUUUCCAAACAUUCCCCAAUCGUUUUGGUGGUCCAUAAUCACUUUGACUGCCGUGGGUUACGGUGACAUGCAUCCAAAAGGAGGAGCCGGCUACUUCGUGGGGUCACUAACCGCUAUUUGCGGUUGCAUUGUUACUGGAUUGGCCAUACCCAUUAUCGGAAACAAUUUCAACACUUACUAUAAAUAUAUGAAAAACCAACUAAUGGAAGACAAAUACCUAGCAACGUUACGCAAAGAUAUGGGGUCCACCGGACAGCCGUGUACCAAAAGUGGAAUUGGAAGCGCUGCGGAGAAAAGUGGGCUGCCACUGCCGGGUAGAGCAUCUCGUCAAAGAAACCGUCGGACAGUGCGUGAGCACGCAGCUCAACGUGGGUGGCGCCAAAAGUUUAAUCGAUUGCUCCAUCUUCAUAACGUGCGGUUGCCAAUCAGAAAGGGGAUAAUGUUAUCUACCCGGGAUAGAUCAAAAUUGGAUCGACUAUCGGAGAAUGCAGUCAAGGACAAUAAACGAGUGUCGGUAGAUUGGCAGCCAGCUUUUCCAAACAAAGUAAGACUGAGCACGAAGUUGCAAGAUGAAGUGAAUGCUGAUGGUGAACUCUGUCCAUCUGCCAAGCCUCCAGUUGUCACUGUUUCCGGCCAACUUAGUGUGGACGCUUGUGAUCGCGAGCAGAGACCCAGCUUGGUGGACUUGUCUGAAGCCAGUAACCCACAUCUUUCUACUCUGUUACAUUUAGAUACACCACAAGUUCGAAUAGACGCAGAAGAGCGCGAAAAGUCGAUGUCGAACGGUGACUACAUAUGCAUGGUGGAAGGUCAGCAUGGAAUGAAGGAAGGGUAUCAAAAUGAAGUUGAACAGGAAGCUACUGCACAACAGACGUACCCGGCCUUAGCGGAAUCAAUGAUACGUCCAAGAAAUUCUUACCAAGAAAUCGACUUCAUUCCCGGAACAGACACAGGCCUCAACACCAUAAAACAGAUGAGAUAUCGUCACCGUUUCAGUAUAAAACAUUUGCAUUUACCGAACCCCGAUGUGUCCACCGGGAACAAAGUAAACAAAUUCAGCCAAAAUUCUAGUCUCGCUGUACAGCCGAAAAAGCGCAAAAAUUAUGUAUAGUUAUUUUGUCAUUUCUGGUCUAAAUGCCCUAACCUUCAUAUUAUAUCUGUCUCCUUAUUGAACAUGUAAAUAAAAUAAGGUGAACUUGAAUUUUC
Messenger RNA from Dicrocoelium dendriticum, 3026 nucleotides. Lineage: Eukaryota; Metazoa; Platyhelminthes; Trematoda; Plagiorchiida; Dicrocoeliidae. The record is from the annotation of a GenBank genome assembly.